This is a messenger RNA of Dovyalis caffra, 2157 nucleotides long. The record is from the annotation of a GenBank genome assembly. NCBI's taxonomy places the organism in Eukaryota, Viridiplantae, Streptophyta, Magnoliopsida, Malpighiales, Salicaceae.
AUGGGAGAGGUAGUGGUUAGUAGUGGUGAAGAAUGGGAAGUGAAAACAUGGAGUGAAACAGAGAUGGAGAAACAGAGUAGAGAAGAAACAGAGAGUGAAACAGGGGUGGUGAAAAGGAGGAGGAGGAAGAAGAAGAAAGGAGGUGAAGAAGUAAAUAAUGGAUUAGUGAGAUGGGAGAGGUUUUUACCAAAAAUGGUAUUAAGGGUCUUGUUAGUUGAAGCUGAUGACUCAACUAGACAGAUAAUUGCUGCUCUUCUUCGGAAAUGUAGUUAUAAAGUUGCCACUGUUCCUGAUGGCUUAAAGGCAUGGGAGAUACUAAAAGCAAGACCACAUAACAUAGACCUCGUAUUGACUGAAGUGGAUUUGCCUUCAAUAUCUGGAUAUGCUCUUCUUUCACUUAUUACGGAGCACGAGAUUUGCAAAAACAUUCCAGUCAUAAGUAUGAUAGGGAGAAUGAAUUUCCGGAUCAAUAUAAAUGAUUUAAUUAACCUCUGUGAUAAGGGAACUUACAGUGAUGUUUUUGGGUCAUUUUGCAGUGAUGUCAUCUCAGGAUUCAGUGCUGCUGACUAUCUUGUUAAGCCUAUAAGGAAAAAUGAACUGAUAAACUUGUGGCAGCAUGUAUGGAGAAGACAAUCUUCCCUUGCUGGAGCCCAAGAAGAAAGUGUUGGACAGGAUAAGGUUGAAGCCACUUCUGAAAACAAUGCUGCCAGCAAUCAUUCAAUUGGUGAAAUGGCUUCCAUUCAGAGAAGUAAAGAGCAAGCAGAGAAAGGGAGUGAUUCUCAGAGCUCUUGUACAAAGCCAGAUUUGGGAGCUGAGGGUGUCCACAUGGAAAAUAUGCAGGAAUUUUUGCAGCCGGUAUGGAGCAAAUUUUCAUUGACUGACAUGAAUAUGCAGAAGCAUGAAGGGCGUGUGAAUUUGGGUCAGAAAUUGCUUGUGCGUGAUAGUGAAGCUGAAGGUUCAGCUGCAGCUGCCUGCAAGGAUUCUAAUAAAAUGACUGCGGACAAGGAAAUUUCUCUGGGAAGUGGAAGAAUGGAUGCUAAUAUUGGCAUUAAGGGGUGUGACAACAACGAUGCCCUUGCCAACUAUCCUAGAGAAGCCAUUGAUUUCAUGGGAGCAUCUACUAAUCACAGUUCUUCUUUCAAUAACGUCAAAAUCAACUUUGGUUCUUCUCCACAUUUGGAUCUUUCCUUGAGAAGAUCUCAACCAAGUGGGUUCGAGAUUCAAGUUACAGAAGAAAAACAAACUCUCCGGCAUUCUAAUCCCUCUGCCUUUACCCGGUACACUAACAGGCCUUUGCAGCUUCCGCAUUCAGCACUGGCAAAUACUGGGAAUCAGAAAGAAUUUGGAGCCAAUUAUGACAGAAAAAUAUUCAGUAAUGUUAAUGGCUAUAACUCUGAUGCCUUUUGUCUAGCACCGAGUACUCAAAGAAGUGCUAUCUCUCUGACUGCUGGUCAAUCCAAGGAAUCUGAAUUUGCAACUUCAUCUUCUGGACAAAAAGUAUUUCCGGUCCAAAUUCCAGUGAAAGAUGCAAGGUUCAAUAAUCUAUGCAACAGUUAUGGUUCUGUUUAUCCUCCAAUAUUUUGUAAACAAUCAGGUUUAUCACCAAUGAUGAGUACAAGUUCAGCUAGUCAGCAAGAGCCAGCCUAUAAAGCGAACCCAUUUCAACAUUCCAAUUAUGGGAGCACCUCUGAACAACUCUAUGGUCAACUUGGUCAAAAUGCAAAUGAUUCCACCAAUGGUUCUCUACAAAAGCAAGAAAACAAAUUGGAUUCUUUGGAAGAUAGAGGACAUAUUUCUCCCGCAACUGAUCAGAGUGCAAGUAGCAGUUUCUGUAAUGGUGCUGCAAGUCACUUUAACAGCAUGGGCUACGGAAGCACUUCUGGAAGCAACAGCAAUGUUGAUCAAGUUGCGAAUGUCAGGGCUGCUUCUGAGAGCAAGAAUGAAGGUGGUGUUUUCACACACAAUUCAAACUCUCAUCGAUCUAUUCAAAGAGAAGCAGCUCUAAAUAAGUUUCGCUUGAAGCGUAAAGAGAGAUGCUAUGAGAAGAAGGUUCGGUACGAGAGCAGAAAAAAACUUGCUGAGCAGCGUCCUAGAGUAAAAGGACAAUUUGUUCGCCAAGUCUACAUUGAUCCCUCGCUUCCUGAAAGUGAUCAGUAG